Zalophus californianus (California sea lion) is the source of this 2050-nucleotide messenger RNA. RefSeq names its product AKT serine/threonine kinase 2 (gene AKT2). Gene Ontology annotation, molecular function: ATP binding; protein serine/threonine kinase activity. Gene Ontology annotation, biological process: protein phosphorylation. The transcript is spliced from 14 exons. The coding region runs from base 250 to 1695 and encodes 481 amino acids. The record is from RefSeq and is a predicted model, not a curated record. NCBI's taxonomy places the organism in Eukaryota, Metazoa, Chordata, Mammalia, Carnivora, Otariidae.
GGGGGGGGCCGCGCCGCGCGAGCCGUUGGGCCUGGCUCGGAGAAGGCGUUGCCGCUGCCGCUGCAGUUGCUGCCGCCAGGAAACACAAGGAGCGGGACCAAGCGCAGCGUGGCGAUGGGCGGGAGUAGGGCCCCGCCGGAGAGGCUGGGCGGUCGCCGGUGACAGACUGUGCUCUGUCCACCGCGCCUCUUGCAUGUCCUGCUGCCCUGAGCUGUCCGCAGCUAGGUGACAGCGUGUCACGCUGCCGCCAUGAACGAGGUGUCUGUCAUCAAAGAAGGCUGGCUCCACAAGCGUGGUGAAUACAUCAAGACAUGGAGGCCCCGGUACUUCCUGUUGAAGAGUGACGGCUCCUUCAUUGGAUACAAGGAGCGGCCUGAUGCCCCUGACCAGACCCUGCCCCCCCUGAACAACUUCUCUGUCGCAGAAUGCCAGCUGAUGAAGACCGAGAGACCACGGCCCAACACCUUUGUCAUACGCUGCCUUCAGUGGACCACGGUCAUCGAGAGGACCUUCCACGUAGACUCUCCAGAUGAGAGGGAGGAGUGGAUGCGGGCCAUUCAGAUGGUCGCCAACAGCCUCAAGCAGCGGGGCCCAGGUGAGGACCCCAUGGACUAUAAGUGUGGCUCCCCCAGCGACCCUUCUGUGGCUGAGGAGAUGGAAGUGGCAGUUAGCAAGACUCGGGCCAAGGUGACCAUGAAUGACUUCGACUAUCUCAAACUGCUGGGCAAGGGCACCUUUGGCAAAGUGAUUCUGGUGCGGGAGAAGGCCAGCGGCCGCUACUACGCCAUGAAGAUCCUGCGGAAGGAAGUAAUCAUCGCCAAGGAUGAAGUCGCCCACACGGUCACCGAGAGCCGGGUCCUCCAGAACACCAGGCACCCGUUCCUCACCGCACUGAAGUAUGCCUUCCAGACCCACGACCGCCUGUGCUUCGUGAUGGAGUACGCCAACGGGGGUGAGCUGUUUUUCCACCUGUCCCGGGAGCGUGUCUUCACGGAGGAGCGGGCUCGUUUCUACGGCGCAGAGAUCGUCUCUGCCCUCGAGUAUUUGCACUCGCGGGACGUGGUGUACCGCGACAUCAAGCUGGAGAACCUCAUGCUGGACAAAGAUGGCCACAUCAAGAUCACUGACUUCGGCCUCUGCAAAGAGGGCAUUAGUGACGGGGCCACCAUGAAAACCUUCUGUGGGACGCCCGAGUACCUGGCCCCCGAGGUGCUGGAGGACAAUGACUACGGCCGCGCUGUGGACUGGUGGGGGCUGGGCGUGGUCAUGUACGAGAUGAUGUGCGGCCGCCUGCCCUUCUACAACCAGGACCACGAGCGCCUCUUCGAGCUCAUCCUCAUGGAGGAGAUCCGCUUCCCGCGCACGCUCAGCCCCGAGGCCAAGUCCCUGCUUGCUGGGCUGCUUAAGAAGGAUCCCAAGCAGAGGCUCGGCGGGGGGCCCAGCGAUGCCAGGGAGGUCAUGGAGCACAGGUUCUUCCUCAGCGUCAACUGGCAGGACGUGGUACAGAAGAAGCUUCUGCCACCCUUCAAACCUCAGGUCACCUCUGAGGUUGACACAAGGUACUUUGAUGAUGAGUUUACUGCCCAGUCCAUCACAAUCACGCCCCCGGACCGCUAUGACAGCCUGGGCUCCCUCGAACUGGACCAGCGGACCCACUUCCCCCAGUUCUCCUACUCGGCCAGCAUCCGCGAGUGAGCAGUGCCGCCGCCGCCGCAGGACGCACGCACGGCUGCCGUCACCGCCCCGGGGGCCUGUCUUUUUUGUUCUUACAGACUUUAUAUUUUGCCUUUUUUUGUUUGCAUCCCCAUCCCUCACCUGCUCACCCCAUUUCCAGUUUUUUCUUCAGCCCUCUGCCAAACUCACCUCAGCGGUCCCCGUGGCCCUGCCUCCAGGACCCUGUCCUGUACUCACCUUUGUGCCCAGACCGGGAUUCGGGAGACUCUCCGCUGCCCGCCCCCGGACCAGGCCUUCGGGUGGUUGGAGAGAUUCCGGUUUUUAAUCAACACCAGUCCCAGCGAGGGGCGGCGCAUGGAGCUGUGGGCCCUGCCUG